Dentiscutata erythropus is the source of this 846-nucleotide messenger RNA. Lineage: Eukaryota; Fungi; Glomeromycota; Glomeromycetes; Diversisporales; Gigasporaceae. The record is from the annotation of a GenBank genome assembly.
AUGACAUCUACAUCAACUCCUCCAACGUCUCCAAAAUCUAUUAAUCCAUUGACCGACCCUCCUACAUUACCAAAAUUAAGGCACAUUGCUCCUGCUCCUCGAGAUAAACCUGAAUAUGAUAUUUAUCAUAUUCCAAAAGGUUAUGAAGUAGUAUUAGUACCAAAAACUUCUUCUAAUGGUACUACUGAUUUCUCCACUGGUCCUACUUCUCCUACUUCAAGUGUUAUACCUCUUUCACCCGCUGCUUCUGUGUCUAGUAUUCAUGGUUCUCCCUCAAAACUUUCCCUUUCUCCUCCAUCUAAAUCUCCUCCAAAUAGUUCGUGGCGCAAACGUAAAAAUAAUGGUCAUAUUCCUCGUCCUAAAAAUUGUUUCAUGGCCUAUCGUGAACAUAUGCAACAUGAAGUUCUUAAAAAAAAUCCUGGAAUGAAUAAUAAACAUGUUUCUGUUAUUGCUGCUGAAAUUGAUUCUGCUCCUUCAACUCCUCCCUCCUUUAUUGAUGAUCCUUCUCAUUCUCCUCCUAUUUUUAAUUCUCAUCAUGAUAAUCGUUCUCCUUCUCCUUUACGUUUUGAAACUUUAAAAGUUGAAUCAAAUAAUCUUGAUCAUCAAAAUGAUUGGCAAAGAAUUUGUGAUAUGCCUCUUGAAGGUGAACUCUUUCAAUCUCUUCUUCCUCCUCCCAUGAUGGAUUUCGAUCAACCUAUCCAUGUUGAUGCUCCUUAUUAUGAUGAUUUUGAAAGUGGAAGUUUCCUUCAACCUGAUACUCAACUUUUAAAUCCUUUUGAAUUUAACCAUGUCAUUCCUACAAAUCACCAUAAUCAUCAUCAAGGUUAUAAUACCGCCCUCUAUUAA